CGUCCGAGGCGCAGUAACGAGAACGGCACGUGUCGGCUUCCUCGGUAGCCGUCCUUCCCGAUACCCUAAUCCCCGGCGGUAGUGCGCGUCGACAUGCGUCCCCUGCUAGGCUUGGCGUCGUCGCCGCCGCCGUUGCUGCUGCUGCCGGUCUUCCUCCUCCUCCUUCUCCAGCUGCUCGGGCACGGCUCCGCGGAGAUGAGCGAGAGGCUCGCGCGCAAACUGAACGAGACGAUGGCACUCCAGUCGGUAGCCUAUAGCCGCGUCAAUGAGACCGGACUGGCCUACAAUGCCACCACGAAGUUCAAUCCGCGCGGCAUGGGCCAGCUGUACAACGUCACCAACAUGUUCAUCGACCUCGUGCAGCGCAAGCAAGCCUACCCCGAGGGUAUGAUACGGUUGGUGAACGGAACGCCAGUACUUGCCGAUCCAACUUCGGAGUGGCACAUAAUUUUGACCCAUUACGGUGGAUUAGCUGGUCUGGGCCUGGCCGGAAUACUCCUUGCAGCAGUCCUUCCUUGCGUGGGCCUCUUUUUCUGCUGCUGCAGAUGCGCCGGAAACUGCGGCGCUCGCAGUGAGCCCUUUGACAAAAAGCACGACCAUUGUCGUAAAAUCAUGCUGAGCGUCAUUCUCAUCGGUUUCGCAACAAUUCUCCUGUUUGGGGUUGUUUGUGCCUUUGCCACCAAUGAGCAGAUGCAAGAAGGCACGCGCGACUUGCCGAAGGCUGCGCGCACGAGUCUCGGUGAUGUCAAGCUGUACCUGGGUACGACCAAGCGUCAGGUCGAGACGUUAUUGAAGGUGAAUUAUGAUGAGCUCGAGCUGGCACUCAAUGUUAUACUGCAAGCAAGUGGGAAAAUUGUCACCGAGCAGCUUGCUGAGUCAUCGCAUGCCGUGUCGCUUAUGAAUCUAAACGACAUUGUCGCCGGACUCGAUAACAUACGCAAAGAUUUAAAGAUGAUGAAUGACAUUACAAAAGAACUCAGAAACAACGCUUCCCACCUCGAAAUCCUUGUCCGGAAGGUACGUGGCAAUCUCCUUCAAACCUUGACGAACUGCGGCACGCAGGACUGUAAAGAUGUGAUGCACAAAUACAAGAUUAGCGAGAUGACGGUUAAAGUGGACUUCGAUAAGUACUUGGACCGAUACUUUCCAAAGCUACCUGAUCUCGAUGUCACAUAUGUGCUUAACAACAUUUCACAUCUCAUGGACGACAAUAUCGUAAUGGAAGUGCGCAAGGGUAUGGACCAAUUUAUGAACAUCCAGAAGGAGAUACAACAAGCAGUGAACCAAACGAUACCGAUAGUGAGUGCGAGUAUAAGACGUGCCGGCGAAUCCCUUGCCACGGUCGCAAGCAACAUCAUUCAACUAAUCGAUCGACUCAAUAUCGACAUUGAUAAGAAAUAUGUGCCGCAAUUGGAAUUCGCAAGACGACAUAUCGAGCAGUACUCGCCUUACAGGUAUUACUUGGGAUUAGGUAUCUCGAGCAUUCUCCUAACAGUUCUUAUGUGCCUGAGCUUUGGAUUAUUGUGCGGUAUUUGCGGGAAACGGCCGGAUGGUUAUGGUGAUGACUGCUGCAACAAGGGCUCAGGGGCGCGCUUCCUUAUGAUGGCGGUAUGGAUAAUUUUCCUACUGACGAGUAUACUGAUGAUCAUUACGGUCGUACACAUGAUAACCGGAGUCCUAGUAGAACGGGCGAUCUGCGAGCCUCUUAAAAAUCCGAGCGACAACAGGAUGUUCGAGCUGGUUGACGAGUAUUUGCAGAUCAAACGAGUUCUAUAUCCGAAGAAUCCGCAUGCCGACAUAAAUAUGAGUUAUAUACUUAACACUUGCCACAAAAACGAGACGAUUUACAGGGUACUGAAGCUACAAUAUAUUAUCGACGUAGAUUCGUUGAGGGGGUAUAUCGAUCGUUACGAUAUCAAUCAGACAAUCCACCAACUGGAGCAAAAGAUCAGUCUCUCGCACGAUUACAAAAUCAUAAGCGAAGCGGCGAGAGAGAAACUCAACGCCUUGGCACAAAGUGGAUUGAGCGACAUUAAAUUUUAUCAAUACACUGAAAAUCUGAGAGAUAAUAUCACGAAUAUUAAUCUCGAGCAAUUGGGAAGUAAGCUGCUUGAUCUGGCCUUGAGAUUACCUAGAGGUUACGACAAUGUCAAGGAAGACUUGUUAAAAAAUGCCUACGAUCUCGAAGGGUACCACCGCGACAUUGUCAACCCUAUGAGCAAUUUGAGCAGCUUACUGAGCAGUAGUGCCAUAGAGCUACAAGAGCACAUCAAAUUUAAUCAUACAUCUAUGGCACAAGCUAUUCAUUCUUUAGUCGAUGAGGUUGAUAAGGCCCAGAUAUUCAUUACCGAAAGUGGACCUGCACACGUUAAAACGCUUGCUGCAGAGUUUGGUAAAGCAUUUAUCUAUCAAGUUAAUAGCUACCUCAAUUAUGUGAUAAAUAAUACUCUAACGAAAGUUGGUAAAUGUGGACCGAUUUCAAAUGCUUAUAACGCAACAAUCGUGUCUGGUUGUAAUAAAAUCCUAGAUCCCUUUAAUGGAUUUUGGGCAAGUGUCGGAUGGUGUUUGGUUCUUUUCAUCCCGACAAUAGUUUUGUGUGUAAAACUAAGUGCUUUGUAUCAAAAGUCAGAUCCUUAUCCAGGUCCUUUAGUUGAAUCUGAAUAUUUGUAUGACGCAUAUGCGGACAGGGAUAACGUGCCGCUUGCUCACGUCCACGAUAAAAAGUACGUAGCUCACGGCAGACAUCACCCGGUCGGUGGCUACCCUGAGAUCUACAAUGGUCCGGCGAUCGGUUAUUCCGAUCGCGAGCAUAUCGCGGAUGCACACCAGAGCUCAUCCCACCAUGACUCACGAUACUCGGACCUGGCCCCCAAGAAUUGGGACUUUCCGAAUGGUGGCCCUCCCCGGUAUCAACCAGCCGCAGUGGCGCCGCCACUGAGUACCGAGUACGAGCGACCACCCCCGUACUAUUACCCUGGGCCAGGGGAGCGGAAUUAGAACGCGGGAGCCGUGGCGUGUGCGAUGACGACCCUCGGCACCGUCGCUAUGAACAGUCUUACACGCAGUUACAAAAGGACCCUCGGUAAGAGGAAUAAACGGGAUUAUGUGUAGACACAAUCACCUCUUGACACGCCACGGAUAUAAGUCGGACCACGAAGAUAAAUCAUCUAAUGCUCCCUGGAUUGACUUUACUGAAAAAUCACUUUUGGAUCGCGCCAAAGCCUACGAUCUUUAUGUGACGCCCGAACGCCUGUGACGAAUCUGAUGCGAAUGAAUUCCUCUUCACCCCCUCUCUCUUACUCUGUCAUUAUAUCCUUUAUUUUAUUUUGCAUUGUAUAAUUCGCCAAAUAGGUAGUUACUAUUGCCUCAUUCCUUGCAUGAUUGUUUUACAAACGGAUGGAAAAAAUAACGAUUAAUAAUUUCUUUUAGAAUGUCAAGAAUUUGUAAAAAGAAUCGAAAAUAAACAUUCGAUACUGCCAAUCGCACAGACACUUACAUUAUUAGACAUUUGAAGCUUAUCGAUUCAUGAAAUUUUUA
Messenger RNA from Ceratosolen solmsi marchali, 3537 nucleotides. RefSeq names its product prominin-like protein. The transcript has 14 exons. Gene Ontology annotation, cellular component: membrane. NCBI's taxonomy places the organism in Eukaryota, Metazoa, Arthropoda, Insecta, Hymenoptera, Agaonidae. Bases 94 to 2997 code for a protein of 967 amino acids. The record is from RefSeq and is a predicted model, not a curated record.